CACUGCGUAGCGAGAACCACACUGUAGCGAGAUGAAUCUACUAUUAAUAACUUCUAUCGCUAAUCUGGUCACUUUCUUCAGCUCAACGAGAAUCUACAGAGAGUGUCGGCAAACUGGGAAUCUUGGCGUGCGUUGGCAAGCUUUGUACAGCUAACUACACGACUCGGUAGAGCCCGGAAAGUCGCCUUGGGCUAGCUCAACGUUAUUAAAUCAAGGGUGCGCAUGUCGACGGAAGAAAGAGAAAGAGCCGAGCUUUAUUCAAAAGCAGUUGAGAUCGCCCUUCUGUGCAUCGGUACCUUCGACGUCGACCAAUGUCACUUGAGCGAAAUCCUUCGUGAGCCAUCCACAGCGUCGAUACUUCUGCAGUGCUCGAUCGUGGUGCAAGAGAAUAAGGACGUCGUGACGUCCGAGCACGAUCUCCUCUACUGUUCGAUGCUUCAAUCGUGGCGCUACUUGGCUGUUCGGACAUGCCCGAUGUUGAAAGGUGAAAUUGUUAAUCGCGGAAGCAACUGCCUUGACGACGCCAUAAGUGAAUCUUGGUCUGCCUUUGAUCCGGCAACUUCCUGGCAACCACUUGGGAGCCCUUACGAACACUAGCUUAUGAUGAGGCCUUCUCUUGCAUGAGCUGAGAAGGGGUCAUAUGGGAAGCGAGUCGACAAGGUGGUGAGAUCCAAACAAGGUGGAUUGAACAAGUG
Lindgomyces ingoldianus is the source of this 695-nucleotide messenger RNA. RefSeq lists its product as uncharacterized. The record is from RefSeq and is a predicted model, not a curated record. Lineage: Eukaryota; Fungi; Ascomycota; Dothideomycetes; Pleosporales; Lindgomycetaceae. The transcript is spliced from 2 exons. Bases 223 to 597 code for a protein of 124 amino acids.